AAAGAGAGGAAAAAAGAAGAGAUGAGAGUAAGGGGUGACAGAAUGGAGAGGUAUAAAAGCCUGGCUGCAAGGAAUAGACGGACUUCUCAGACAGACGGGAGACGUGCAAGAAACGCUAAUCAGCAAGAGCCAAUACACUUCAACUUUACUCAGAAAGUCUACAGGAAGGAUGAAGGUUCCUCUGCAGUGCGUCGUGCUGAGUGGCAUUCUCGUCCUCUGUCUCUGCUAUGAUUCACAGGAAAGUCGCGAGUCUUUUGAAGACCUGUUUUUGAGUCCAUACCGAGCCAAUUCCUUCUUCAACCGUCCAAGACAUCCCACCUACAACAACUACAACUACAGAAGGUUGAUUAAGUCCCCUUGGGAACGACAGUCAGAGAUCUGUGAGGAUUUCUCUCCGUGCCGCUUCUAUGCCCAUCGCUAUGGAUACCAGCAAGCCUAUCAAAAAUAUUUUGGCGCAAGAAAUAUCAGAAUGGUUGGAGUCUGAUUUGAAGAGGAAGAGAAGGGACAGAGAAAUCUGUUAAUUAGCCACCAUGUCAUAUGGCUGUUUCCUAUUGUGCUUCUUUUCUUAUCACUGGGUUGUAUAUAUUUCAUUUUGUUGAUUGAUUUGGCAAUUCAAGAAAGUCUCUCACACCCCAAGAAAUACCUACUUAUCCCAACUUUUCAUAUGCACUUAGUUAUCAAAAUGGGGCUUCUGUCAAAAUGCUAGGUUCAGACAUUGGAAUUUAUCAAACCUGCUAAAUUCAUAUUAUUUAUUUUGUUAUAUGUAUUUCGGUGUGAACCAGUUUGGUAGCCACAUAAAUCCCAAACUGUUUAUUUUCUUGUACAAUGUGGUUUUAAAUCACCCUCAAUCUAAUCAAUUUUUUAUACUUCAUGUACUUUUUUGUUUUUGGUUUUCAUGGAAAAGGCCUUUGAAGAAAAACACAAUGGAUGAUUCUAGUGAGUUCGAUUUCAUCACAUUUUGUCAACAUCUGACCCUACCAACUUCACAAGCUCUUCCGUUUCAAUGAAAGCAUGAAACUAUUUUUCAAAAUGAAAAAGAUACUACGCAAUUAUAUUUUUAUGUUAAGCAGUCUAGUAUGCUUCAACAGUACUUUGCACAUUAGGCCACUGUGUUCUUCCCCACUGCAGGGUGAAUAUUACUACACCUGAAUAUGCUGUAAACUGUCUACUUUAUUCUGCACUGUACAAUGAUUCAGAAUGAUUCAGAAUGUAAAGCAGUGGUUUCUAACCAUUUCAUAUGAAGGUCAGGCAACGUCUGCGGUUGCACAUAAUGGCUAUAAAGAGAUUGUGUGGAAUGACCAGUAAAUUCAAUAAACGUGAGCACAAAUUUA
Messenger RNA from Anguilla anguilla (European eel), 1331 nucleotides. Its product is annotated as matrix Gla protein-like. Gene Ontology annotation, molecular function: calcium ion binding. The coding region runs from base 170 to 484 and encodes 104 amino acids. Gene Ontology annotation, cellular component: extracellular region. Lineage: Eukaryota; Metazoa; Chordata; Actinopteri; Anguilliformes; Anguillidae. The transcript is spliced from 5 exons. The record is from RefSeq and is a predicted model, not a curated record.